AUGGCGCUUGGUUUGACCAAUGAAGUGGUCCUCCGAGACCACGUGGUCGGACAGAAGGUCUCAGGAGCAUGCAGUUCUGCUGAGGCAGAAGCAAGCAAGAUUCAGAGAUUGUUGCUCAAGGACAUGGGCCAUUGUGUGCCUGACUGGCAUGGAGAGUUUGACUCGGUGUUUAAACCAAUGGACAUGCCAACAGUGUACAAGCAAACGGACAUGGCAAUGUCGAAGCAAGGCUUUGCAAGCAGCAAAGAGAUGGCGAGCGCGGGGCUCGAUCCUCUCUCCGAUUUUGGCGACCUGGCCGGAUGGCAGGAGCAUGGCGGGAUGAUAGAAUGCACAAAGGGGCUGUGGACUGAGCACAUGGAUGGCGAUGGUAUUGCACCUGAGCUCAGAAUGGGGGCCCUGGAGGAGGAGAUGAACCAGCAAGAGCAGCAUGGGAACAGUGCGCUUGCAGCGCAGCAAGCAAAGGAGGCGCACGACGAAAUGGAGUCGUGGCUGCAGUAUCCUGCUGACGAGUCCAUGGACACAGACUACUGCGGGGAGGGUUUUGGUAACCUGCCCGCCCAACCUGUUGCGGUCCAGGCCUACAAGGACAGCUUUGCUUCUGGUCUGACCACUACCCGGUUCGUCCGUGCCAACCCCUUUGGCACCCAGCCUGCGCAAAACGGGGGUCAAACGUCUGCCCGCGCUGCCAACUCAGCAGCCGCGCUCGCCGAAGGCGCUGCUAGGGUUUCAGGGCUUUUGCCAAGCUCCCUCCCAGAGGCCCUGUCCCGGGUGCGUACGCAGGCCCAGAGCACUCCUUGGGUCACCGCCCCGGCCUCUACAGGGCCCACGGCCUCCACUCGGAGCAUGCCUGCCAGCGAGAAAGGGGCGCCGGUCGCAUCCCAGGGGGGGGGUGUCAGCAUGGCUUUGCCCACCCCCCUCCCAAGGCAGCAGGUGUACCCAUCCAUCUUUGACAGGAGUCGGGUAGCGGCAGCUGCUACAAGAGUUGGGGCGGGGACCAAGUUGAAAGCUAAGGAGUCGAAGAAAACGGCGCAGUUGAAGCCAGAGCAGCCGGAGGGAGGGUCUCCGAAACCUGGGGCGACGGAGGGCGCCCCACAGCAAGGACGGGAAACAGGGUUCUGCAGGGUCGCAGAACCCGCAAAACUCUGGGGGGUCUCAGAACCAGGGCGGGUUGAAAAGCCAGGGGGUCGCGCCAAACCAGGGGAGUGA
Klebsormidium nitens is the source of this 1206-nucleotide messenger RNA. Lineage: Eukaryota; Viridiplantae; Streptophyta; Klebsormidiophyceae; Klebsormidiales; Klebsormidiaceae. The record is from the annotation of a GenBank genome assembly.